Molecule: messenger RNA, 589 nt
Organism: Symbiodinium necroappetens
Lineage: Eukaryota; Dinophyceae; Suessiales; Symbiodiniaceae
Source: the annotation of a GenBank genome assembly
GUUGACACCGAGAAAGGGGUUGUCUACGUGGAGCCGCGCCUGCGAAUGGUGGAGCUGUCCCACUACCUCCUCAGGCAAGGCUAUACCGUCCCUUGCGUACCAGAGCUCGAUGACCUGACAGUUGGCGGGCUUCUCAUGGGUUGCGGGAUCGAGUCGACCUCGUGGAAGUACGGGAUGUUCAACGAGAUCUGCAAUGCCUACGAGCUUGUCAGCUGCACCGGCGAGGUUCUUCAUGUCACGCCGGAGAGUGACAAGGAGCUGUUUUACACGCUGCCGUGGAGCCAUGGCACCCACGGCAUCCUAGUUGCGGCCACGCUCCGCAUCAUUCCGGCGAAGCCCUUCGUGAAGCUAGAGCUGACGCACUGCGCAGAUCGAGACACCCUCUGCGAGAAGCUGCAGAAUGCAGUCGCAGCAGGGGACCACGAAUUUGUAGAGGGCCUCGCCUUCAACCCAAAGUCCGCGGUCGUCAUGAAGGGCUCCUUUGCGGACGCUCCGAAAGGCGACAGCCCGGUGCUUUCACUGGGCCGUUGGUAUGACCGGUGGUUCUUCAAGCAGGUCGAAGAGCUGAAGAAUGGUCAGGUCUACAUGC